UCUCCGACUGGACCAAUGCGGAUAUCCACAGUCUAGAGACCGGCAUCGCUGGAGUGGUGGUUCGUCUGUUUCCUCUGGAUAUAUACAUCAAGUAUUGAGAAGAAAGAAUAUCAAGAGCUAAAUGUUCUAUUUAAACCGGUAGUUGCUGCUCAGAAAAUAAAGAUGCAGACCCAGAGUCAGUGGUUUAUACGUUCUUCAUGCAAGAGCAUUAUACUGAAGGCGAGAGUAAGCUGUGUUGAUCAGUGACUGUGGUGAAGGCUGAGAAAGUUGAAGCAAAUCUGCAGGUGAUACAAACUUCAAAGGAGGCACCCUCUGUUAAAUGGAAGAUAAAGGCUACUUCAUCUAAAGUGCUUUGAGCCCCAGAGAGAGCUGUCUUCAGCACCUCACCAUGGGUCUACUUUUUGCUGCUUAGACAAGCCUGGACUUUUCUAUAACAUUGGCAUUCUAUAUUACAUGAAGAGAUUUCUAUAAAUGAAAAAAUGCCUCUGUUUAGUAAAUCACACAAAAAUCCAGCAGAAAUCGUGAAAAUUCUGAGAGACAACUUGGCUAUUUUGGAAAAACAAGACAAAAAGACAGAUAAGGCUUCAGAAGAAGUGUCAAAAUCACUGCAAGCAAUGAAAGAAAUUCUGUGUGGGACAAGUGACAAGGAGCCCCCAGUGGAAGCUGUGGCCCAGCUCUCACAGGAGCUCUACAACACCGGGCUGCUGGCGACACUCAUAGCCGACCUGCAGCUGAUAGACUUUGAGGGAAAAAAGGAUGUGACCCAGAUAUUUAACAACAUCCUGAGAAGACAGAUAGGCACUCGGAUUCCUACCGUGGAGUACAUUAGUGCUCAUCCUGACAUCCUGUUUAUGCUCCUCAAAGGCUAUGAAGUCCCACAGAUCGCCUUACGUUGUGGUAUUAUGCUGAGAGAAUGUAUUCGACAUGAACCACUUGCCAAAAUCAUCCUCUUUUCUAAUCAGUUCCAAGAUUUCUUUAAGUAUGUUGAACUGUCAACAUUUGAUAUCGCUUCAGAUGCCUUUGCUACUUUUAAGGAUUUACUAACCAGACAUAAAGUGUUGGUAGCAGACUUCUUAGAACAAAAUUAUGACACUAUUUUUGAAGACUAUGAGAAACUGCUUCAGUCUGAGAAUUAUGUGACUAAGAGACAAUCUUUGAAGUUGCUAGGUGAACUGAUCCUGGACCGGCACAACUUUGCCAUCAUGACCAAGUACAUCAGCAAGCCAGAGAACCUCAAACUGACGAUGAACCUCCUCCGGGAUAAAAGCCCCAACAUCCAGUUUGAAGCCUUUCACGUCUUUAAGGUAUUUGUGGCCAGUCCUCACAAAACACAGCCUAUUGUGGAGAUUCUUCUGAAAAACCAACCCAAACUCAUUGAGUUUCUGAGCAACUUCCAAAAGGAAAGGACCGACGAUGAGCAGUUCACCGAUGAGAAGAACUACCUGAUUAAACAGAUCCGUGACUUGAAGAAGGCGGCCCCUUAAAGCCCCACCAAGUUUCCUGCCACUGUCGCCAUCUCGUUUAUUCCGUUCGUAUGACAAGUGUCAUUUCAGAAAGUAGCCAUUCUUGGGAAGGCUGUGGAGGUGCCUGCUUUUCCUCAAUCUGUCAUUCAGGGUAGGUGGGAUAUAAUCAUUUGAAUGAAAAAAAUUAAUUUAGAAUAAUAUAUUCAUUGUAACCUGUGAUUAUUUAUAUGAAAUCAGAGCCAUUGUAUUGGGGAAUUGAUGAAAGAGCAACUUUAACACUUUCUUAAUGAAAGGCAGCAAGGCUGUGGGCUUGCAGAUGAGCCCUCAGUCACCACGAGCCACCAAGUGCUGGGAACUUGAAGGGUGGAUGUCACCCAGUCCUCAAGGAGGAUUAAAUUCUCAGAGGAGAAUUGGGAGUUGGGGCAAGAGGCACAAAACUGUUUCGCCUAUCUGCCCAUUUGCCCACAAAUUUCUUAAGGCAUUAAGAAAAUAAGAUCCAGUAUUUUCAGCCAUUCCAUAUUCUAUUCCCUGCCCACAUCUAUUAACCAUAAUCAUUCAUUCUUAGCUUCCUAGGAAACUGCUACUCUCCUUUCUGCUUAUGACCCCACAUUCCAUCUCAAUGAAUCUCUUCUGCACACCUGACUCAUGGUACACACACACACACAUACACCCUACUCUGACCAGAUUAGUAUGGAACCAACUAGGUAUAAACAGGAUGGUCUAACAAGGAUCACAGGCAUGGAGGACCCAGUGGGGUAGGACCUGCUCACUUGAAAACUUGUAACCGACGGUUAAGAACCACAACUCUAGCAAAAGUAAUUGCUGUUUCACAGACUUCUAUAGGGUUAGUGAAUAUUUGGGAUAUUUCAUUCAUACUUCUUAAUUUGGGAAAGAAGUUUUGUGGUGAAAGUGUUUUUCAGAGUAAGAAUCAUUGCAUCGAGAUGCCUAGUGUGUGUAAAACCACAGGUGCAGAGGUCACACAGGGCUUUAGACCACUUAUACAUAAGGGAACACUGCAGUUGGGAGGGCAAAUGAUUACAUGCAUGAAAUGUCCUCAAAGGACUAAAGCAAAUUUCACUCUAAUUUCUGAUCUGUCAUGGUAAUUUCACAUCAGAUUCUUCACUGAAAAGGUUUCUGUGAAAAUGUUGGUCUCAAGUACUCUCUUGCAUACUAGGAUGAUUUAGGAAUUAAUUUGUGUGUUUUAAAAUAAAGGUCACGGUUUGUUUUCAGACAUCAAGUGUACAAAAUGGAAUUUUAAAGCUAUAUUUACAAGACAUUAAAAGUACAAUUGUUAGUCUGUAUUUUUUUUUUUAAUGAUUCUUGUUUCCAGAUCAUGAAUUAGUGCCUUCCAUAGGAAUCUUCACUUUUUACAAUGUAGGGUACUAUGUUCUCGAACCAGAUAUUUCUCCAGCCAGAGAGGGGAAGAUCCCUCUCCAGGAUCCACGCUCUUGUAGAUUUAGCAUCUGAAGCAUCACCUGGCGUGGUUUCAUCCUUCUUGGCUGCGUUUAUCCUCACCCCCAGCCCCAGCGUUGAAUUCUGAAGCAGAUGCUUUUGGGUCUGCUGGAGAUUCUUGUGGCAGCACUGACCAGUGCUGGACCAUCUGAUGGCCUUCAAUCUUACAUCGCUGAGGUCAGAUUAUUUUUAUAACAUUCCCUGACAGUCCAGAGUCUCUUCGAAUCUGACUUUUCUGGUUUUGUUUGUUUAAAAGAGAUGAGUAUAAAUAUUAAAAAAAUAAAAGGAAGAAAGAAAGAAGGCGCAGCAGACUAUUGGAAAUUUAUUUCUUUGCUUAAAUACUGUCCCACACGUCAUGGGACACGUACUUUCAAGUGGAAAGCAAAGCCUUGUUAGAGUUCUUUUUUUGAUAAGUAAAACAUAUUUUAUUUCCCCUGAGCUUGAAUUAGCUCUUUCCUAGCAAACCCCCGUAAUAAAUGAAGUAGCUGGGGUUUUGCCGUGAUACAAAUUUGUAAAUUGUUAACGUGAGAAAGAGGGAGCCAAAAGCUCACAGUUAAAGUAUGUUUGCAUAAAAGCCACUGUAAAUAUUGUGAGAUUUGAGUUUCAAAAAGGUCAUAUUUAAUAAGCCAUUUCAAAAGCACACAUUUAAAUAAAGACUGACUAAAUGAAAAGGUGCCACA
Capra hircus (goat) is the source of this 3595-nucleotide messenger RNA. It is a transcript of the gene CAB39L, whose product is annotated as calcium binding protein 39 like. Bases 480 to 1484 code for a protein of 334 amino acids. Gene Ontology annotation, molecular function: protein serine/threonine kinase activator activity. Gene Ontology annotation, biological process: intracellular signal transduction. Lineage: Eukaryota; Metazoa; Chordata; Mammalia; Artiodactyla; Bovidae. The transcript has 12 exons. The record is from RefSeq and is a predicted model, not a curated record.